Messenger RNA from Sesamum indicum (sesame), 2075 nucleotides. RefSeq names its product putative WRKY transcription factor 4. NCBI's taxonomy places the organism in Eukaryota, Viridiplantae, Streptophyta, Magnoliopsida, Lamiales, Pedaliaceae. The record is from RefSeq and is a predicted model, not a curated record. Gene Ontology annotation, molecular function: DNA-binding transcription factor activity; sequence-specific DNA binding. Gene Ontology annotation, biological process: regulation of DNA-templated transcription.
CCACCUUCUCUCAUUAUUUAUUUCUUUUUCAUUGAAGAUAAUACGAACAGCUCCACGCCAUCGACGACCGACGAGGAGAGAGAGAGAGAGAACAAGUUGCUGUAAUGAUUCAUGAUUUUGGAUUUUAGAGGACUGUAAUAAAAUUGCGUUGGAGCCCACCGCCAUAGGGGCUCCUCCUCUCCCUCAUACCUCAUACAUACAAAUCGCAUUUACGCACACUGAUGAGUAGAGUAUGUGAGAAGACGAACAAGAAGUAGGAGGGGAGAACCCACAAUCUUUGCAGAGCAAUUAUCACCAAAAAGAUUCAAUUUUUCUUCUCUGAUUUCGUGGUGAAAGAAAGAAUCAAGAAAUGGGUGGGACUGUUGAAGAAGAUGCUUCCACGGCCCCAAAACCCAAGCCCACAAUCCUGGUGCCUCCACGUGCCUCCAUGGAGUUCCUCUUUACUAACGGGUCGGGCCCAUGGUUCAGCCCGGGCCCCAUGACGCUGGUCUCCAGCUUCUUUCCGGAGCAGGGCCCGUUUUCAUUCUCUCAACUUUUGGCAGGAGCCAUGGCUUCCCCCCUCCCGGCGAAGCCCGGUUCUUUGCCGACUAAUGCUUCUGGGAAAGAAGGGAAUUUUUCUAGUGAUGGAAAGAUUAGGCCGACUAAUCUAGUGGUGGCCUCGCCGCAGCCGCCGCUGGAGAGUCUGAGCCCUCUGUUCAUGGUUCCGCCGGGGCUGAGCCCCUCCGGAUUGCUGAAUUCACCUGGUUUUUGUUCUCCACUUCACAGCCCUUUCGGGAUGUCCCACCAGCAGGCCUUAGCGCACGUCACUGCUCAGGCGGCAUUGUCCCAAUCUUUCAUGCAAAUGCAGCAAGCAGAAUUCCAACAUCUCUCGUCUGCCGAUGCUGCCGAACCAUUGGCUAAGCAGUCAUCAUCUGCGCCAACUGAAACGUCAAUGCAGCAGACAAAUCCAUUGGCACCUGAGCCAGAGAGUUCGAAUAUGGAGUCUUCUGAAGUUUCUCAAUCUGAGAAAAAGACCACCUAUGUUGCUGGUGAUAAGCCAGCUAGCGACGGCUAUAACUGGAGAAAAUAUGGGCAGAAGCAUGUCAAGGCAAGUGAAUGUCCUAGGAGCUACUAUAAAUGCACACAUCUCAAUUGUCCUGUCAAGAAGAAGGUUGAACGAUCUUUAGAUGGUCGUAUAACAGAGAUUACAUAUAAAGGACGGCACAACCAUGAUCCUCCUCAGCCAAGUAAAAGGGAUAGAACAAUAAACUCCCAGGUGAACCCUGUUUCCGCCUCACAAGGUCAAACUGAAAACAGUAGGUUAAAUGAGGCUACACCUCUCUGUUCUGAGUCUGCGAAUUUCCAGGCAACCACCCAAUUUGAGCGCCAUCUGACUGCCUCCAGUCAUAAUUGUGAAACGGAAGAUAGUGCAGUAGUAGUAGACAAGGAGAAUGACAACGAACCAAUUGCCAAAAGAAGGAGCAUGGAAACUGGACCGCCCAUUCCAGCUUCGUCCCAUCAAACUGUUUCAGAAUCAAAGAUUGUGUUGCAGACAAGAAGCGAAGUUGACCUUUUGGAUGACGGAUACAGAUGGAGAAAAUACGGGCAGAAAGUGGUUAAGGGGAACCCUUAUCCAAGGAGUUAUUACAGAUGUACAUAUGCUGGCUGCAAUGUCCGCAAACACGUUGAACGAUCUUCAGCAGACCCCAGAUCAGUGAUUACUACAUACGAGGGCAAGCAUAAUCAUGAAAUCCCGACCAGGCGACAUAACAGCCAUGGCAUAGCCAACGCCCCAGCUCAGCAAUACAAGACGGCAUCCCAAAAGCCUUCGCUAAGUAAAGAGAUCGAUUAUGGGAACAAAGACCAAAUUCCAAUGACUCUGCAGCGCAAAGAUGAAGAGAUUGCAGCGUGAUAUCUCUGAAUCAGAAGAAGAGUCAUGAUCAUCUCAACAGGUUGAAAUCUUCAGUCAUACUGUAAGAAUAUAGAAGGGGUACGCUGUUUUUGUAUAUCCCAACAAGUUUAAAUUCCUGUUUCCAUAGUUUACAAGGAUGUAAUAAUGGAAUUAUCCACAAAAGUCCCACGAAACGAAUUAGAAG